Molecule: messenger RNA, 2003 nt
Organism: Talpa occidentalis (Iberian mole)
Lineage: Eukaryota; Metazoa; Chordata; Mammalia; Eulipotyphla; Talpidae
Gene: CFAP99
Product: cilia and flagella associated protein 99
Exons: 16
Coding region: 63-2003 (646 amino acids)
Source: RefSeq, a predicted model, not a curated record
CCGCUGGCGGGUGGAGGUGCCGGGAGCGCCGCGGAGCCGCCGACAGGGUCCGGCCCAGGAAGAUGGCCUACUAUGGGAGGUGCCUGGACGCCGUGAGGGAGCAGCUUGGCAAGUUCAAGGCCAGCAAGGACAGCCCGGAGCAGUUCCUGGAGGCCGCGGCCAGCUCCCUGCAGACUCUGGACCCCCAGAAACAGGCGUUCAUCCUGGAGGUGCUGUCGGGGUGUCUGCAGUACCGGAAGCUACUGACCGUGGUGGUGGACGCCUUCUAUGUGCGGGACGGCCGGCCCUUCCUGUGGGCUGACCACAGCCUCUUCCAGGUGAUCUGCUACCUGGCGGCCUUCCAGAUGGAGGAGCUGGGCUUUCGGCUCUUCUGCGACAUCAUCAAGUCCCAGCCCCUGAACAAAGUGUGCACGUUCCUCAGGUUUUUCUUCAACCCCUUGCACCUGUGCACGUGGAUCAAGGACGAGUGGAGCCGCAUCUACGACUCGGCCCACGUGAGGGAGACCUGGAUCAACCCCCUGAUGAGAUGGCAGCCAGAGGUCCAGGAGCUCAUCAGGCAGCUGGAAGGGCUCUUGACCCAUCAAGCCCCUCUUUCAAAGGCCAAAGCCAAGGUCACAGAGCCCAAGGAGUUCAACCUGACUGCCCCCAGGCCCCGGGCCGUUCCCAUGCCGGAGCCAGUUCCCGAGGUGGCCAAGCCAAGACCAGUGCCCAGGAGCACCUACCAGCCACCCAAAGAGCAGCGGCUGCUGGAGAUGACCAGGCGGUAUAAUCGCCGGAAGGCUGAGGAGCUGCUGCUGCAGGCGAACGUGGAGGAGCUGCGCUGUGCAGUGCCCAGGGCCCGCGGGGUGCCCCCCGAGCAGGACUCCAAGGAGCCACAGCUCCGACUCCCACCCCGAAUCCGCAGGACGCCGAAGCUGACCUUCUUCAGGCCUGACGCUGUCCAGGUCAAGCUGAACACUGCUGCCAUCCUGCGCGAAGGGGCCCUGUACCAGCGGCAGGUGGAGAGAGAGCUGCAGAGGGUCGACAAGCUGGUGGACGGGGCCGGGGACUUCUCCGAGUUCCUCCUGUGGCAGAAGAGGAUGCAAGCCAAGGACCGGGAGGAGCAGCUGGUGGCUGGCGAGUGUCGGAGGCUGCAGGGGAAGCUUAGCCAUGAGGAGGCCGCGCUGGCCCGGCAGCACCUGGCACGGGAGAACAAGCAGAAGGCAGACCGGAAGAAGGAGGAGACCGCAGGACGGAUGCAGCAGCAUGCUGAGAGGUGCCUGCAGGAGAAAAGGGCCAUGAAGGAGCUGGUGGAGCAGGUGAUGGAGGCGCAGAAGAACAUCAAGGUGGCUCAGAUGAAGCUUCUGAAGGACCGGCAGCAAAUUGUUCAGGAGGUGCUGGAGGAGAGCCGGGAGCUGCAGCAGCGCGGUGCGGAGGCGGCCAGAGAGGAGCAGCGGCAGCGCUAUAAGCGCAUCUCCCAGCUGCGGGCCCUGGAGACACAGCCCCUGCGCAAGGGCAAGCUCGUGGACCUGACGCAGACCCCGGGGUACGGCCUGGAGGGGGAGAUGUCCUUGGUGGAGCUGCGGGAGCGGCUGGCCCUGCUCAGGGAGGCUCAGCGGCUCCAGGAAGAGGAGAAGCGGGACCAGAUCGUCCGGGGCAAGCGCGCCAAGAGCCAGGAGCUGCAGGAUGUGGUGCAGCAGAUCUCCCUGUGCCGCUCGGCCAUGGGGAGGGCCGCGGCCCUCAGGUGGGAGCAGAGGAAGGCGGGGGGCGCGGCCCCGGGGGCGCCCGCGCAGGACGAGCGCGUGCGGGAGCUGCGGCGCCGGGUGGCGGAGCGGGCGGCCGAGCGGCGCGCGCAGGAGGCCCCGAUGCCGGUGCCCGGGCUGCGGGCCGCGCGCCCCAGGACGCGGGCGCAGCAGGAGGCGCGGCACUGGCAGGAGCUGGAGCGCAGCCGCGAGCGCCGGCUGCGGGCGAGGCGGGCGGGAGGCUCGGCCCGCGGGUGCGCGCCCCGCCCGGAGGCGUCCUGA